Aedes aegypti (yellow fever mosquito) is the source of this 1296-nucleotide messenger RNA. RefSeq names its product furin-like protease 1. The transcript has a single exon. The record is from RefSeq and is a predicted model, not a curated record. Lineage: Eukaryota; Metazoa; Arthropoda; Insecta; Diptera; Culicidae. Bases 481 to 1281 code for a protein of 266 amino acids.
UUUAAUCUCUUCUCCGUUCGCAGCGCAACAAAACAAAAAACAACACUCACCCCGCGAAUCAGUGAUUAAAAUGGACCUCACCCUCAACCGCAGCUAAAUUGCAACUUCUAAUAGUCUCUGUCCACUCGGGAGGUAACGAAGCGCAGCUCAGUCACCGGUCGAAGCCAGACGUCGAAACAAGUGCACAAGAAAUCUGCAAUCAUCAUUAGUGUCACAUUUUAAUUCAAUUACCGCAACGCCACUCGCCGGACGAGCUCAAGAAAAGCGCCAUCCACGCCCCCGUGAAGUCAUCUUGGUGCAUUCGUUCUUAAUCUGUUGCCUCAGGUGAUCAACGGAAGAGGCUUGUCUCUUGCUGGGAGACAGUUUUAAAUUCUUAUGUAAGUGUUCGUCUAUCUGUGUAAGUGUAUGUGUGUGUAGCAAAAGGCACGACCGAAGCCUAAUGAGUUCAACAGCCGGCAAAAGCUGCACAGAAGACCACCAAUGAAGCUUGAAGACCUGAACGGAGCUGCCGGAAGUGGCGGCACAGGUGGGGAAGUCAUGUUCAGUGACGUCAGAUGGACAGUUGAACCCGGUAGCGUUCGAAGUGGCGAAGGUCGCCGAAAAAGUGCCAAAUGUAGCAAUCGCGUGUCGCGAAAGAUCGUCAAGGGAGCUGAAGAAGUGAUGGCGGAGAGCUCGACCGAAGCAUUCCAGUCCUGCCCAUUGCCGACGAUGCCUUGUCCAGCGGCGUCCAGAAGGUUGAGUGGGAGUGGUAACUCAGCGGAACAGUCGAACAGCAGCAGCAGCAGCAGUAGUAGGCGGCGAUCUAGGUCGUCGUCAUCCAGCAGGUUGUGGUGCUGGCACCGGUCUUCGCCGGCGUUAGUGUUGUACAUAGUAGGCGUAGUGUUAGUAGGUGCAAUUUCCACGGUUUACUGUGAUGCAGUUAGUAGUGGGGGCAGCAGCAGCAGCAGUAGUAGUGUUAGUAGUAAUAGCAAUCCUAAUCAAAGAGGUGGUGAUAACGCCGUCGUGGACGGGGGGCAACAUCUGGUCAGUGGCGAGAGCAACGCGGUGGAACAGGACGACGCGUUCGGCAGUGGGAGUGUGGGUGCGUGCGAGGAUCAUUACGAGGGCAGCGGACACUACACACACCACUGGGCGGUGCACAUUCCGGAGGGCGGCGGCGAAACGGCGGAACAAGUCGCCGACGAGCACGGGUUCAUCAAUCAUGGCAAGGUAGGUCCCUAUUUUAUCACCUAUUAUAAAAUGAAAACGUUUUCUGGAUACAGUGUUGCCAAAUAUACUUGAUGUUUGUUUUAAAAG